GAUGUCGAUGCCCAGCUGUUGGCAAAUGAUCCGCUUUUCCACCAUCCGAUAACAUCGUCUCUAUACACAGGACAGCCCUCACUGUUUCUCAUCAUACCUGCUCAAAAUAAGCUUCUUGCGAAGACGACGGCCAUGUACGAUGUAGAAUAACGGAAAUAGGCUUAGAUCGCCCAGUGGAUGAGAGUGAAUCCUUUCAAAUUGGAUUUCUGUGUCCUUAAGGUCGUGUUGCAGUGCAGCAACGUAAGCUUUGCGUUUACCGGCGCUUGCAUCUCAACAGCGGGGACGAAGACAGUGGCAUAUUUUCAUUGACAGUAUUACUAAAGAACCGCGACUUGGGAUGGCUUUCACCAACGCUACCAUGCACAUAUUAGCCAUGUGAAAGAUCUGGAAAAACAGAAUGGGGAUGGCUGAGAGGUCGUGUGUGGUGGUGAGCAGCUGAGGUCGGCUGUGAUCUGGGUCUUCUCUUCUGACUGAGAGCAUGUACAGGAGGAAUGGAUUCCCUGCCAGCGUCAGCAUCACCUCCCGCCACACACAGGACAGCAGUAGUUCAGAGUCCCUGGAUGGACGGAGUUUGGACUCUGCCAAGAGUUUUGACGCGGUGGUGUUUGACAUGCUCAAAGUGACAUCUGAGGAGUUUGCUAGUCAGAUCACUUUGAUGGAUGCUCCUGUAUUCAAAGCGAUACAGCCUGAGGAGCUGGCGAGCUGUGGAUGGAACAAGAAGGAGAAGCAUAGCCUUUCACCCAACGUUGUGGCCUUCACACGGAGAUUUAACCAGGUCAGUUUCUGGGCAGUAAGGGAGAUAUUGACGGCUCAAACACUGAAAAUCCGAGCAGAGAUUUUGGGCCACUUCAUCAAAAUUGCCAAGAAACUCCUGGAGCUGAAUAACCUGCACUCUCUGGUGUCAGUGGUCUCUGCGCUUCAGAGCGCACCCAUCUUCAGAUUGAGCAAGACCUGGGCGUUGAUCAGUCGAAAGGACAAGGCCACAUUUGAGAAGCUUGACUUUCUGACGUCAAAGGAAGAGAAUUACAACCGCAUGAGAGAGUACAUCAGGUCCCUCAAAAUGACCCCCUGCAUCCCCUACCUAGGAAUUUACCUGUUUGAUAUGACCUACAUUGACUCCGCCUACCCUGCUUCUGAUAGCAUCAUCGAGACUGAGCAAAGAACCAAUCAGAUGAACAAUCUACUGCGCAUCAUCUCUGAUCUACAGGUGUCCUGUAACUAUGAUCAUUUGGUCAUGUUACCACACGUGCAGAAGUAUUUGAUGUCAGUGCGCUACAUCGAGGAGCUCCAAAAGUUUGUGGAGGAUGACAAUUACACACUAUCAUUGAAGAUUGAACCUGGGAACAGCUCACCUCGUCUGGUAUCUUCCAAAGAAGACCUUGGAGGACCCUCAGAAGAGUCUGUCUCAGUGAGGUAUAACCGACGACCAACCUGUCCUGAUACAUCAGUGGUUGCCCACCUUCCAACACCACCUCCUGCCCGACACAGGAAGAGCCACAGUCUGGGGAAUAAUAUGAUGUGUCAGUUUGGUGUGGUGGAGAGUAAAAGUGCGACAUUCCCUGCAAAAGAAAAGGCUCGACACCUACUGGACGACAGCUUCUUAGAGUCUCACAGUCCUGUCAGAAACCACACACAUGAUUCAGUAUUUACCAACGGCGUCUCACUUGGCAGUAGAGAGAGCUCUUUAAGUGAUGAAUUAUCAAGUACCGUUGAGAGAGGCCGUAUGUAUGCGACACUUGGUCCAAACUGGCGAGUCCCAAUCUGUAACUCUCCCAGAAGUAGAAGUUAUAUUUAUGGCACCCCAGGGGCAGUUUCCAGCUAUGAAUGCAGUUCUCUGAGCAGUAUAACCAUUGAAGGGCCCCUGCGAAGAAAGACACUGAUGAAGGAGGGUAAAAAACCCACUCUCUCAUCCUGGAAGCGCUACUGGAUUGUCCUGUCUGGCUCCAUUCUCAUCUAUUUUGGUUCUAAAGCUCUAAGAGCAAAUGAGCGAAGACAUUAUAAAUCCAGGCCAUGUAAAAAGAUCACGCUCACAGGUUGGAUGGUGGUUCUGCCAGACAAUCCCGAACAUCCAAACAUUUUCCAGCUUACUGAUCCUGAUAGAGGUAAUGUUUACAAGUUCCAGACUGGAUCACGUUUCUCUGCGAUUAUCUGGCACAGACAUUUAGCCGAGGCGUGCAGGAGUACAAGACCACAAAUACCAGCAAACCUCAUGUCCUUUGAAUAGCUGCUUUUUGGGAAGUGGAAUACUAAUGAAGGGAAUAAACCUACUGGAGAAAGACAAUGCAGAAGAGUUUAUCCGAGGGGGACGGCAUGUUAAACCUAACAUAGUCGGAAAUGUGGCAGCUGUAUCUGUUGAAAAAGUCUAAAGUUCAUUCAGACAUUGUAGACACAGCUGUACUGAGAGGAUGGUCUUGUGUCUUGAGAUUAGUGGCAACACUUUAUAAUAAGGUUCAAUUUGAGUUAAAG
Sinocyclocheilus rhinocerous is the source of this 2466-nucleotide messenger RNA. Its product is annotated as ras-specific guanine nucleotide-releasing factor RalGPS1. Gene Ontology annotation, biological process: Ras protein signal transduction. Gene Ontology annotation, molecular function: guanyl-nucleotide exchange factor activity. NCBI's taxonomy places the organism in Eukaryota, Metazoa, Chordata, Actinopteri, Cypriniformes, Cyprinidae. Gene Ontology annotation, cellular component: plasma membrane. The transcript has 21 exons. The record is from RefSeq and is a predicted model, not a curated record. Bases 479 to 2224 code for a protein of 581 amino acids.